GCCGGGAGAACUGCGGCGUGGGAUCCGUAGUCCGAGCCCUUGGGCCGCGCGAGGGAGACUCCAGUGGGGAGAGGCGCGGGGAUUGGCUGGUGGAGUUCGAGUCCCGCCCACAUCUGGUGACACCCGUCGGCGGUCUUGCUACUUAAGGCGCCGUGGCCUCGUCCGCCCCGCCUUAGCUCCAGCGCUAGAGAGAAACAUGCAUCGUUUCCGAUCACAGCUCUUCACGGGGAUUUCUGCAGCCACCAGCGCCCACUCUCAUCCACGCCGCUUCUCGCCCCUGUUGUUAUCCGAAGCCUCGCCUCUGAGCCGCCCGCCGCAUAGACGCACGAGUAGAAAGUGCAGCUCCAUCGGCUGAUCCUCGCUAAGCUCCGAGUCUGGGCGGCACCGGGCGUCCCACGAUGCCGAAGAACAAGAAGCGGAACGCUGUCCACCGCGGCGGCAGUGCUGGCGGCGGCUCAGGGGCAGCAGCAGCGACGGCGGCCACGGCAGGUGGCCAGCACCGGAACGUGCAGCCGUUCAGCGACGAGGACGCGUCCAUCGAGACCAUGAGCCACUGCAGCGGCUACAGCGACCCUUCCAGCUUUGCCGAGGACGGACCGGAAGUCCUGGAGGAGGAAGGAAGUCAAGAGGACUUGGAGUACAAGCUGAAGGGCCUCAUCGACUUGACCCUGGAUAAGAGUGCGAAGACAAGGCAGGCCGCUCUGGACGGUCUCAAAAACGCACUGGCUUCGAAAAUGCUUUACGAGUUCAUUCUGGAGCGGAGAAUGACUCUCACGGACAGCAUCGAGCGCUGCCUGCGGAAAGGGAAGAGCGACGAGCAGCGGGCGGCGGCGGCCCUGGCGUCGGCGCUCUGUGUCCAGCUUGGCCCCGGGAUUGAGAGUGAGGAGGUUCUGAAGACGCUCGGGCCGGUCCUGAAGAAGAUAAUCUGCGACGGGACCGCCAGUGCGCAGGCCCGGCAGACGUGCGCCACGUGCCUCGGCGUGUGCUGCUUCAUCGCCACGGACGACAUCACGGAGCUGUACGCCGCCCUGGAGUGCUUGGAGAGCGUCUUCGGCAAGUCCUGCCUCCCGGAGAAGGACGCCCCCCUGGUGCGCAGCGGCCCGGGCGCGGGGCUGCACGUCAGCUCGCUUCUCGCCUGGACGCUGCUGCUGACCAUCUGCCCCAUCAGCGAGGUGAAGAAAAAGCUCGAGAUGCAUUUCCACAAGCUGCCCGGCCUGCUGUCCUCGGAGGACGUGAACCUGCGCAUCGCCGCCGGGGAGUCGCUCGCGCUGCUGUUGGAGCUGGCCCGCGGGGUGGAGAGCGACGUCCUCUAUGACGACAUGGACUCCCUGACGCGGAUGCUCCGGGCUCUGGCCACGGACGGGAACAAACACCGGGCCAAGGUGGACAAGAGGAGGCAGCGCUCUGUGUUCAGGGACGUGCUGCGGGCGGUGGAGGAGCGGGAUUUCCCAACGGAAACCGUUAAGUUCGGCCCCGAGCGCAUGUACAUCGACUGCUGGGUGAAGAAGCACACCUACGACACGUUCAAGGAGGUCCUGGGCUCGGGGCUGCAGUACCACCUGCAGUCAAACGAAUUCCUUCGCAACGUGUUUGAACUCGGACCGCCGGUGAUGCUCGAUGCGGCAGCGCUUAAAACGAUGAAGAUCUCUCGUUUCGAAAGGCAUCUGUACAACUCCGCAGCCUUCAAAGCUCGAACCAAAGCGCGAAGCAAGUGCCGUGACAAGAGAGCGGAUGUUGGAGAGUUCUUCUAGAUCUCCAGCAUUCAAAGACUACUUUCUAACUUGCGAUUCCUUUUCUUUUGUAACUUCUAAUGUACUUAAACUCUAGACGGUUUUUAUCUCGGGUCAACACAGAUAGCUUUUGUAGCAGGGGUUGUAUAGUUACUUAUAAUUUAAUGUAUAGAAUUGCAAAUGAUGAGCUCUAAUGGUGUCUGUAAGCAUCAGUAAACCAUGAACAAAGUGUCAUGUUUUCUAUUUAUGAAGAGCAGAAAUACGGUAUUUCAUGGUGAGAAAACUACUAGCCAAGAUGAAAUACACUAUUGUUGUCAGAUAUGUUGAUUUAAUGAUACAGCUAUUACAACGUAUUUAACUUAGGGUCUUAGACAAAGGAGGUGGAUACGAUUUUGGGAGCUAUUUCUUCUGGGGAAGCUGCUAUGUUUUUAACUCUGCGUAGAACCUAACGAUUUUAGUUUCGUCACUCGGAUCAACAAAGGGAAUUCUGCCACAAGACCUUACAGCCACACCCCCAGGCCACUCAGCCCGCCCGCCCGCCCGCGGGAGUCCCGUGCGAGUCCCGUGCGAGCCAGGGGGGUCGCGAGCCCUGACCUCUGAGGGUCGUGACACGAGUCCCGUCUGUUGUAAGACCUGUGCUCUUUAUUUGGAAUAAAGAUCUUUUCACACUA
Phyllostomus discolor (pale spear-nosed bat) is the source of this 2401-nucleotide messenger RNA. It is a transcript of the gene IFRD1, whose product is annotated as interferon related developmental regulator 1. The record is from RefSeq and is a predicted model, not a curated record. Gene Ontology annotation, cellular component: nucleus. The coding region runs from base 399 to 1751 and encodes 450 amino acids. NCBI's taxonomy places the organism in Eukaryota, Metazoa, Chordata, Mammalia, Chiroptera, Phyllostomidae. The transcript is spliced from 12 exons.